Oncorhynchus masou masou (cherry salmon) is the source of this 4659-nucleotide messenger RNA. RefSeq names its product ena/VASP-like protein. Gene Ontology annotation, molecular function: profilin binding; SH3 domain binding. The transcript is spliced from 14 exons. The record is from RefSeq and is a predicted model, not a curated record. The coding region runs from base 511 to 2502 and encodes 663 amino acids. Gene Ontology annotation, biological process: positive regulation of actin filament polymerization; actin polymerization or depolymerization. NCBI's taxonomy places the organism in Eukaryota, Metazoa, Chordata, Actinopteri, Salmoniformes, Salmonidae.
GCCAUCUUCUCUGGCGCCAUCUCUCUCUCUCUCUCUCUCUCUCUUGACAAUGACUUUAGGAGUUGGUUAUACAGCACAAACAGAUCUGUGAUCAGGCUAUCAUGCUGUGGUUAUUCACUGAUUACAGGGAUCAUGUGGCUCUUUCAGUAAAUCCAAUGGGCGAGACUACUCGGAGGCAGAUAGGCUAUACAGCCCUCCAAUCCUCCGAGUGGAUGUGAGUAUGGGGCAAGGUGACUGCUGGUGUGAUCACUCCUUCCAUCUCUCUUUCACUCACUCUCUAAGCUGUCUGUGCUCUUCUUCCUUCACAUCAGUUCUGGUGAAUGUGGAUUAUUGUGCUUCUAGAAUGAGGGUUUAUUUGAGCCUCCUCUGAGGAAGAUAGAAGAUGAGGUGUGAAGUUCCGCAGAUCUCUCCUCUCUGACUGAUGCUUGCCGUUCCGUGUAACCUUCCCCGCCUUUCGUCUUGUGCAAGACUAUCUACUUCUACCUCUUCCAUUGAAACCAUCUGCCAACCAUGUAUUCCUUUGACGAUUUCGGUGAACAGAGUAUCUGCCAAGCCCGCGCCUCAGUCAUGGUGUACGACGACACCAGUAAGAAGUGGGUUCCAAUCAAGCCGGGCCAGCAGGGCUUCAGCCGCAUCAACAUCUACCACAACACGGCCAACAACACCUUCCGCGUGGUCGGGGUCAAGCUACAGGACCAACAGGUAGAGGUGGUGAUCAACUACUCCAUAGUGAAGGGGCUGAAGUAUAACCAGGCCACGCCCACCUUUCACCAGUGGCGCGAUGCCAGGCAGGUUUACGGCCUCAACUUCGCCAGCAAAGAGGAGGCCACCACCUUCUCCACCGCCAUGAUGUUCGCCCUCAACACGCUCAGCUCCCAAGAUGGAGGCCCUGCUGUCCAACGCCAAAAUGGGCCCUCCUCAGAGGACCCCGAUGUACCGAGGAGGCAAAUGAUGGAGCCGCAUCAGAUGCAGGGAGUGGUCCACAAAGAAAGGGAGCGACGGACGUCUGGCUCAGUUGUUUCCACCCUCCAAUAUAAGGUGUCCUCCCCUCCCUCUCACCCCUCCAACACCCCUCUUGAGUAUAGACACUAUCGGGCCACCACACUGCCGCCCUCCUAUGCCCGAGUGGCCUCCAACUCCUCCCCUUCCUCCUCUUCCUCUUCCUCCUCCCAGGAGAGAGAGGUGGCGGGCGGACGGGCUGGCGACAAUUCUCCCCAUCUCUCCCAGCUCUCCACUUCCCUGGUCUCGGCCUUCUCCCCCGUGCAACCAGGGGUGCCCACAGCCCUGACCCGGCAGGUGCGCCAGAUCCCCCUCUCUCCCCCCACGGUGCGGGCUCUCCACCACACCAAGUCCCUCCACCAGGGUGACCCCCAGCAUGACCCUGUGCUGCUCCUCAAACACGGCACCUGGUCCACCUCCCACACCCACAUAUACGGCCCCGUGCACAUGCCCCCCGUGCCCCAGCCUGUCCUCCCAGUGGCCCUCCCCCUGCCGCCCCGCCACAGCCGGGUCAAGCCCCACCCCCUGGACCAGGCCGGCCAACCCCAUAUCCCGCCUCACCUCCCCCAUGCCAAUGGCCAAUCAGAGGAUUAUUAUAACCUUGCUCAGCAGCAACCGCAGCAGCUAGGUUACUGCGAGGCUACCUCCUUGCCCCCUCUGAUUGGUCAGUCUGCGCAGGGCCCCGUCCAUGUCUCCUCCAACCAACCCCAGUACCCCUCCUCAUUCCACCCCCAGCCACAGAUGUCCCAGGCCACGCCCCCACCAACAGCAACCCAAUUCUCUCCCCCCUCAUACACCCCAGCCCCAUCAGAGUGGGGUUCACCCAACCAGACACCCACUCCCGUCUCUCAGGCUGCCACGGCAACCUGCAGUCCGGUUUCUCUCCCCGCCGUGCUCGCUGUGGCCCCACCGGUGGCUCCCCCUGCCCCUAUGGCACCUAUGGCCCCCCCUCCUCCACCGGGCCCCCCGCCUCCGGCCACAGUGCCACCGCCCAUGCCCCCCCCACUACCGGUUGGUGGAGGGCACGGAGGGCCUCAUUUAGAGGGGGCAGGGAACGAGCUGGCACAGCCACUCUCAGGUCUGGCUGCUGCCCUGGCUGGAGCCAAACUCCGCAAAGUUGCAAGGGAUGAGAACAGUCCCCCAGGAACAAGUGUAGCCAAGAACGAUGGCAACCGCUCCAGUGGAGGGGAGGGGCUAAUGCAGGAAAUGAACGCCCUUCUAGCACGCAGACGGAAAGCCUCAGAGAAACCUGAAGAGGAGGAUCCCAAGCCAGGGCAGAACUCCACAGAUGCGGGGAAGAAUCCAUGGGACCGAGCCAACUCUGUAGACAAGGCCUCACUGGUAUCAAGGGUGCGACCCGUGGGCAGCACUAGUGAAGGAGAUCUAGACUUCGACAGGAUGAAGCAGGAAAUCUUGGAUGAAGUUGUACGUGAAUUGCAGAAGGUGAAAGAUGAGAUCAUUAAUGCCAUUAGACAAGAAAUUGGUCGAAUCCAUACAUGUUAAUCUGUGGACAAGAGGAUGUGCUGGAGUAUGAAGGAUUAGAAGGUGUGCUGGAAAGGAAUGUUCUCAACAUUUCUGUGACGCUGUGAAAAUAUUGCUGUGACGCUGCAGAAAGGUUGAGCCAACAUUGAGUCUGCUGUGCAGAACAGAAAGGUGAAGAAGAAGAAGAAAAAGUUGGAGAAAGAAAGUGAAUGAGAGAGAAAAGAAUGGUUAAAUGAACAAAGGAUGUGCGGACGGAAGGAUGGAUAGACGCUUGCACCCUUUUCAUUUCCCCCCUCCCCAUUUCUGUGCAUUUCGAGACAGUCCAGUUUGCAGCUCUCAGUCUGUUCUAAGUCUUACAAUAGAAAAUAUUUUAGUUUUCUAAGUUUUUACUGUUUUAUUAUUAUUGUUUUUUUUUAAACUGUGAUUAUUUUAUUAUUCAUACCAUCAUAUAUAUAUAUAGAGAGAGAGAGAGAGACAAAAGACAAACUGUUGUUCUUCAUUGGCGGGUUCUAGAGGAAACUUGCACACCAAUUACAUCAGCCUUUUAUAUUUGAUAUGAUUUACUUUAUCCUUGGGUGUUUGACCAGCACGUAUGGCACAUACUAUGCUUCAGUCACCUGACCUUAGUUUUUAAAAAGCGUUUAAUCUAUUUACCAGUAACAGGGCAGUGUUCAUUGGGCCCCAAAUGGAAGAAAACUGACAAACGGGGAGGGGGUACCAUUCUCCAUUGUAAAAUGUUUUACAAAUAUGUUCCAUUUUGUGCCCUAAUAAACACAACCCUGGUGUAUAAAAAUCACUGUAAUUUUGGGAUCAUUCAAAAAAUGUACCAACAACUGUAAAUUCACCAUCUACGUAUUCCCAAAAUAGAUCAAAUGAUCCCUAGGCUGCCCCUACGAAACCCAUACAGUAGUCUAUAUCAGAGGUGUCAAACGCGGUCUUCAACAAGGUCCGGAGGGCCGCAAUGAAAAUUAGUUACAUUUCCUUGCUGUCAAAAUUUCCACCACGCCCCAAACAAAUGGGCUUCGAUGCUGCCAUAUUGUCUAGCUUUCAUUUUGGUGAUUAUUAGCGAGUUGUACACAGUCAAGAAAAAGUAUGAAUGUAGGUCCAUUAUCAUUUAUACACAGUUUUGACUUGGUUUUAGUCAUUUUUGUAUAUUGAGUCCCCCCCCCACCUAAAAAAAUGUAAAUAUGCAAAGAAAAUUGUUUUUUGUUUUUACUCAAACCAGCCCUCACGGGCCAGAACCCCUCACCCCUCACGGGAUUGGAACCCCUCACGGGAUUGGAACCCCUCACGGGCCGGAACUCCUCACUCCUCACGGGCCGGAACCCCUCACGGGCCGGAACCCAUCUCCCCUCACGUGCCUGAACCCCUCACGGGCCAUAUGUUUGACACCCCUGGUCCAUAUGGUUUGGUCCGGUGUAUUAACCAUGCAUUUGGUUUUUAAAUUGGGUUUUCAAAAUGGUGGUACAUUUACAAUGGUGGUUUGUUUUUUUGUGAAUAUCCUCCUUGCUGUUUAAAGUAACUGUCCAGUUUUCAAUGAAACAUGAUCUAUAAUUACAAUAUGAAUGAAAUACUUAAAUUUCAAAAAGCAUGUUAAAAAGCAGCUUUUCUGUGUUGGAAUGGUGUGGGCGUAUCUUAACAACAGAAUGGUGUGGGUGUAUGCCGAUCAUUAAAAAUAUUCACACGAGUAAACCGCUGAUUGGCCAGCUCAGCCAAUGAGGCAGGAUGACAUCAUUCUCUAUGGGGAAAUAGCAUUUUUUAUUCGAUCUGUUUGAGAUACAAGUUUGAGGUGGGGUUUUUUUUCUUCUGUUUUUUCUCCAAUUUAUGCUUUGGCCACAUACGAAUGUAGGAUGAGUCAUCAACAUUAUUUGGAUAUGAUUUAACAGAAUAUGGACAUUUAAAAGUGAGAUUUUCACUGGACAGUUACUUUAAGGUUGAACUUGAAUUUGAUAUGUGAAAAUGGAGCCAGUUGCAAAAUAAAUUCAAAGUAAACAUAAAUCAAUUCAAAAGUUUUUUGUGAUGAAAGGAGAAAAAAAAUAUUGGGGGACAAUAUGAUUUAAUAUCGGUUGUGACAUAUUCACUUUGACUAAGUUCUGAAUUCAAUUUCAAAAAUCGGAAAGUAAAUGAAUUUAAACCAAACCAUAGACCUGUCUCCUGUCUACAGUAUGGAGUGGUGUG